UGUCCCUAGUUCUAACAACGUCAUCGGAGUUUCGCGAAGAUGUCUUCGCCGCGUCAGUUACCGUCUACUUCAAUGAAUUUAAUUAAAGAAUUAGAAAAACGUAGAGUAAAAGAUAAUCUUGAAAGAAAGCGAAUAAAAGAAGAUAUAAAAGCAAAGGAAACUCCUGAAGAAAAGCGUGCUCGUCGCCUUCGGGAAAAGGAUGCGAAAGAAAUGCGUAGGCGAGAACGAAUGGGCUGGGAUACAGAGUAUCAGCACUAUACCGAUCAGGACAAUCCAUUUGGAGAUUCCAAUUUAACUUCGACAUUUGUAUGGGCAAAGAAAUUGGAAAAAGAAGGCCUUCAAGAUGUGUCAAGCGAGACUGUUGAUAUACUAUCGAGACAAAAACUACACGAGAAUAAGCUCGAGCUUGAAAAAGUAAAAAAAAGGCGUAUGGAGCGGGAAUUAGAAAAACAAGCACGCGAAGACCAGUCGAUUUUGCAACAGCGAGCAAAAGAAGCUGCACAGUUUCAAGAAUGGGAGUUACAAGAAGACCAAUUUCAUUUGGAACAAGCUCUUCUGCAAAGUAUAAUUAGAAUACAAGAUGGACGAGCGAAGCCGAUUGAUUUAUUAGACCAGUACCUUUCCGGUUUUAAACCAGAAGAUACAAAUGAAAUACAAAUGCACGAAACAUAUGUCCUUUUGAAUGGCCUCAGUUAGAAAGAUCUCGAAGAUCUAUUGGUGGACAUAAAAAUCUACGUUGAAUUAGAUAAAGGGAACAAUAUUGAUUUUUGGAAUGAUAUGACUGUUAUUGUAGAGGACGAACUAUUUAAGCUUAAGAAAAGUGCAAAUAAUAAUCCAGAUUAUGAAAGUGGAUCAUGUUCUCGAAGAGAGGGUAUACAUGACUGCGUAGCAAAAGAUGUUGCUGAAAUUUUCCGUAAGAAAAAUACGAAGCAACUAAAUGAACUCCGUACAAAAAUAGAAAAUAAAAUAUUAUCAAGGUCAGACGGUGUAGACAUAAGUUAUUGGGAAAGUUUACUUUCUCAAUUAAAAGCACAUAUGGCUCGUGCCCGUUUGCGAGAUAAACAUCACGAGAACUUGCGUAAAAAACUGAAUAUUUUAAAAACUAAAGAUGAUGCCGAGCGUUCUGAUGUCCCGUCGACAUCUAAUAACGAAGAAACUAAUUCUACCUAUAUUGAGACAUUUGAUAAUGAUAAUAGGGAAUUCAAAAAUGAAUUAAACCUCUUACAGCGAUUUUUUGAUAUGUACGAAGAUGGAAAAUACAGUCCAACUUAUGUCCAAAACCUUGAUGAUGAAAAUGCUUUGCCAACUAUUACUGAGGAAGAUAGUUUUAGUGCUAUUGAAAAAUUGCGUGCAAAAGCGUCAGAAAGAAGUUCAAUAACGGAAGCAUUUACGGAAGAAGAAAGCCAUAUGCGUAACACCAUGCGUAAAGAAAUGGACAAAGACGAUGCCGAAUUUUCUGUAGAAGUACCUCUGGAGAUAGUUCAAAUAGCAUCCGACAAAUACAGACCUCGCAAACCUCGGUAUUUUAAUCGCGUGCAUACCGGUUUCGAAUGGAAUAAAUAUAAUCAAACUCAUUACGACAUGGAUAACCCUCCCCCCAAAAUAGUUCAAGGAUACAAAUUUAAUAUUUUUUAUCCGGACCUUAUCGAUAAAAAUACUACACCCCAAUAUUUUUUG
This is a messenger RNA of Rhagoletis pomonella (apple maggot), 1677 nucleotides long. Its product is annotated as cactin-like. Gene Ontology annotation, biological process: mRNA cis splicing, via spliceosome. Gene Ontology annotation, cellular component: cytoplasm; spliceosomal complex. The record is from RefSeq and is a predicted model, not a curated record. NCBI's taxonomy places the organism in Eukaryota, Metazoa, Arthropoda, Insecta, Diptera, Tephritidae. Gene Ontology annotation, molecular function: protein binding.